UCUUCCGCCUUGACGCUGAAAUAACAGAGACGACACAAAGUUGAACACCCACCUUCUUCCCGCCUACAAAAAUGUUAAAAAAACCCUAGCGAGACGCUCCAAAAUCAAGAGGGAAACUUAAAAAGGCCAAAAUCUUUUGGAACUCAGCGUGAGUAGAGCGAAGAUCAAUGGCAAGAAGAAGAAAUCUCAGGCUCCCAAGCUCAUCCGACGAAGACGAAGAAACUCCAAAUCCCCAAACCCUAAACCCUAACCCUAGCCCUUACCCUAACCCCUCAUCUCCUCCUCCUUCCCCUCCUCUCGAGAUCUCCGACGACGAAGACGCCGAGUUUGCAGACGUACCCGACGCCUUCUCCGAUCCCUCUCCUCCAAGCCCUAACCCUAGCCUCAAUUCCCCUAAUCCUAGCCCGAAUCCUGACCCUAACCUUAGCCCGAAUCCGAAUCCUAACCCUAACCCUAACCCUAACCCUAGUGUCGAUCCGAUUGACGAGCUGCUUCAGAGAUUAGGGCUGAGAUUGAGGAGAGAAUGGCUGGAGUCUUGUGUUAGUGGGUUGGAUAGGUCCGGGUUGGGAUUUGAGAGGAUGGGGGUUAGUGAAAAGGCGAAGCUUUGCUUUGAGCAGUUUUUGUUUUCGGAUAUGAGUUAUUGUGGUGCUGGGAUUUUGCCGGCGAAUGUGAGUGGAAUGCAUAAGGUCGAGCUUGAGGGGCCCUUCGUUCUCCAGAUUGAUGAAGUAAUCAAUAUAGCUGUACCUCUCCGAGAAAGGUAUCACAGGGCACAUGCUGGAACUAAGAGGUGCUUAAAACUCUCGUUAACAGAUGGUAUUCAACGGGUGUUUGGCAUGGAAUACAGGCCAAUCAAAGAUCUAGAUGUCAUUGGACCUGCCGGACUAAAGAUAAUUGUUCGUAACAUACAUAUACGGAGAGGACUUUUAAUGCUUGUCCCAGAAGUUUUGGAGGUUCUUGGAGGGCUUGUUGAAGAUUUAGAAGCAGCACGUGAGAGGCUUGUUCAUGAAAUAGAUAAGCCACCACGAGGCAAAAGAAGGAAGCAAGGCAAUGAAGCAGUUCCUUUGGCCCAAAGAGCAUCUCUUGCAGCUUGGCCAUCUGCCACUGCUGAUAGUGGUGCUGGGCAACUGAAUUUUGCAGUGCCACUGAAUUCAAAUAACCCACAGACAACAGCUCAAGCUGCUACUUUGUCAUCCUCAAGGAGUAUCAAUGAAGCUAGCAUACUUGAAGAAUUUGAUGAUCAAUAUAUUGGUGGAAACAUUGCGGCAGAAUUGGCUGCUCAAGGCCUUGUAGAAAGGACCACAGAAGAGGUUAUUGCUCCCCAGUCAAGUGCCCACAUUGUAAAUGAAUCUUCUCCCCUCAGAAGCAAAGAGAUCAUAGCUGCUACCUUUGCCUCCUCUAGUGGUGUUAUUGAGGUGAAUACAGUUGCAGAUUAUGAUGAUCCUACUAUUGGGUUUAACACUAACAAGGAACUGAAUGCUCGAGGUAUGAAUAAGAGCACUGUCAAUGAGUUUGGUACUUCUCAUCAUCAAGGAAGUGGUAUAGAAGAGCCUACAACUAGCAGCGGAAUGGAGAUUGAUCCUGGUACAGUCACUCGAAGUCCACAUGUGGAAGACACCAUUGUGUUGGAUGCGGAAGGCGACAUUGGUGAAUUGGAACAUCCCCUCAUUCUAACUGGGGAUAGAGAACUCCCUUUCACAUAUCUGGCUUGUUUGCUGGCAAAAUGGUCCACACAGGAAGAUCAUGCAACUUCUCUUCAAGGAAAGAUUAAGUGUACGUUGACUGGUGUGAAGGGAUUCCAAUUCAAACAUCGCAGUACAUAUGAACUUCAUGUCUAUGUAGAUGAUGGCAGCCUCAUUUCUGAGGUUGUUAUUGAUCACUAUGUUGUAGAGAAAGGUAUAGGCCACUCUCCGGAAGAGGUUACUGCAGCUUUAUCUUCUUCUGACAAACAGAUCGUAACAGAUAUGAAGGAGACAAUGAAAACAUUCCAACUUUUCUUGGCAAAGUUUGAGGGAACAAUUCUUGUGGAGAUAAAUGAAAAUUCCACUUAUCCUGUUGUCCUUGAGAUGAACCAAGGUUGUUCAUCAUCAGAUGCUUGGAUGCUCCUUCGAAGAUUGAAAAGGUUCACUGUACCUCAGAAUUCGCCACACAGUCAUUUGAAGCCCAUCGAUUUAUCUCCUUGAUUCUACACAGCCUGUUGGCUACGGUAACUUAUGGACCACGAAAUGUCUCAGAACGAUUGUGAAAUUGUUGGCGAGAAGAUUGUCACUUAAAUCUUUGAGAAUUAGCCACUUUUAUGGCAUUUGGAUGCUCAAAUUUGUUUAUUUAUCUUUCAUGAGUGAGUACGUCAUGGAGUGAAGGCUAUAUUUUGGGCUGAAGCCUAUUUGCAUAUGAGGUUACAUGCUCUUUCAAGAGAUUAGAAGAUGCAGGUUUCUGUCAUCAUUAUUCCAAUUUUUUACUUUAUCUUCAAGCGAUAUUGGUAAUCUCCUCAAAGAGGCAGCUGGAGAAAAUUCCUGCAUUGACGACGAGGUGAUUCACUGCAAAAGCACAUAAAGAAGAUUUGAGUUCAAUUCCUUGAAGC
Messenger RNA from Asparagus officinalis (garden asparagus), 2578 nucleotides. RefSeq names its product recQ-mediated genome instability protein 1. Gene Ontology annotation, cellular component: RecQ family helicase-topoisomerase III complex; nuclear body. Gene Ontology annotation, biological process: resolution of meiotic recombination intermediates; double-strand break repair via homologous recombination. The coding region runs from base 168 to 2180 and encodes 670 amino acids. The record is from RefSeq and is a predicted model, not a curated record. The transcript has 12 exons. NCBI's taxonomy places the organism in Eukaryota, Viridiplantae, Streptophyta, Magnoliopsida, Asparagales, Asparagaceae. Gene Ontology annotation, molecular function: nucleotide binding.